Patiria miniata (bat star) is the source of this 3045-nucleotide messenger RNA. RefSeq names its product gastrula zinc finger protein XlCGF26.1-like. The transcript has 2 exons. Bases 560 to 2446 code for a protein of 628 amino acids. The record is from RefSeq and is a predicted model, not a curated record. NCBI's taxonomy places the organism in Eukaryota, Metazoa, Echinodermata, Asteroidea, Valvatida, Asterinidae.
AGCAAAUAAAAAAGAUGGCGUCUGCAAACACGGCAGGAAAGAAGUUUACGGAGUUGAACAGGACAUUUCUCUUUUCUUCCAAUUAAGCUUUCCUGCUGAGUGACAACACUGACGACAAACUGUUUUCCGCUGUGAAAUCUCGUGAUCUGAAGCAUCGCCACCAGUUCUUUGAUAGAUCAACAUCCAGCCAGUAUGAUGAUUAUCAUAUCUGGGGCAUGCUGUAAAAGACAAAAGGUUGAAAUAUCGAACUCCUGUCUUCCAUCAAGAUAAGAGAUUCAUAACAUUGGACACAAAAAGUGAAAGCAAUCGUUCCUUUUCUCUGUAAAAAAAACUUUGUCAUCAAGCCUUAACCUGAAGAGUCACAAGGGUGUGGACUCAUCUGAGACACUGUUUCCUCAUGAGACCUGCGGUAUAGCUUUUCUGAGCGAGGUAAUCUGUGCGUCCAUUCUUGUGAGAAACCAUUUGUUUGUGAGACCUGUGGCAAGGUUUUGACUUCCCCAAGGUACGCAUACAGGACAGGCAACAUACAUGCUACGGGAACAUUCUGAAGAGAAAGGAUAUGUUUGUAAGACCUCCAGUAAAGUCUAGUCUCAGCAAGGUACACGUAGUCUUAACAGAUGUGAACACUAUGCAGACUGAUGAGAAACCAUUUGUUUGUGUUACUUGUGGUAAGGCCUUUUCAGAGCAACAAAAACUGAACAGACACCAGAGGUUGCAUACAAAAGAGAAACCAUUUACUUGUGAGAUUUGUGGUUAUAGCUUUCCUUACCUAAGCUAUCUUCAAGAACAUAUCAAGGUGCACACUGGUGAGAAACCAUUUAGUUGUGUGACCUGUAGUAAAGCCUUUUCUCAGCGGAGUAGUCUGAACAGACAUGAAAAGAUACACAAUGUUGAGAAGCAGCUUGUUCGCAAGACCAGUGAUAAAGCCUUUUCAGUUCAAGGUCAUCUACACACACAUGAGAGGAUGCAUGCUAUACAGAAACCUCUUGUUUGUGAGACUUGUGGUAAAGGCUUUUCUCGGCAAAGUUCUCUAAACAGACAUGAAAAGAUACACACUGGUGAGAAACCACAUGUUUGUGAGACUUGUGGUAAAGGCUUUUCUCGGCAAAGUUCUCUAAACAGACAUGAAAAGAUGCACACUGGCGAGAAACCAUUUGUUUGUGAGACCUGUGGUAAAGCAUUUUCUUCUGGAACUUAUCUAUGUGAACAUGAGAGGGUGCAUACGAGAGAGAGACCUUUUGUUUGCGAGACCUGUGGUUCAGCCUUUUCUCGUCAAAAAUAUCUACGCGUACAUGAGAGGGUGCAUACAAGAGAGAGACUUUUUUUGCGUGAGACCUGUGGUAAAGCCUUUUCUGAGAAAGAAAAACUGAACAAACAUGAGAGGGUGCACACUGGAGAAAAAACAUUUGCUUGUGGUAUCUGUAGCAAAGACUUCACUCAGCAAGAAUAUCUUCUGAAACAUAUCAGGGUUCACACUUACGAGAAACCACUUGUUUGUGAGACCUGUGGUAAAGCCUUUUCUACCCGAAGUUAUCUACGCAUACAUGAGAGGGUGCAUACGAGAGAGAGACCUUUUGUUUGUGAGACCUGUGGUAAAGCAUUUUCUAGUCAAAGUUAUCUACGCCAACAUGUAAGGGUGCAUACCAGAGAGAGACCUUUCGUUUGUGAGACCUGUGGUAAAGCCUUUUCUGGGAAAGGAAAACUGAACAAACAUGACAGGGUGCACACUGGUGAGAAACUUUUUGCUUGUGAGACAUGUGGUAGAGCUUGUGCUACUCCAGGUGAUCUUCGCAUACAUGACAGGGUGCACACUGGAGAAAAAACAUUUGUUUGUGGUAUUUGUAGCAAAGACUUCACUCAGCGAGAAUAUCUUCUGAAACAUAUCAAGUUUCACACUGGUGAGAAACCACUUGAGAGGGUGCAUACGAGAAAGAAUCCUUUUGUUUGGGAGACCUGUGGUAAAGCCUUUUCUCAGAGAGGAAAAUUAGACAUACAUGAGAGGGUGCACACUGGCGAGAAUAUAUUCGCUUGUGAGACAUGUGGUGAAGCUUGUGCUACUCAGGGCGAUCUACACGUACAUGAGAAGGUGCAUACGAGAGAGAAACCUUUUGUUUGUGACUUCUGUGGUAAAGCCUUUUCUCAGAGAGGAAAAUUAGACAUACAUGAGAGGGUGCACACUGUUGAGAACAUAUUCGCUUGUGAGACAUUUGGUAAAGCUAAUCCUACUCAAGAUGAUCUACGCAUACAUGAGACAGUGCAUACGAAAGAUAAAGCUUUUGUUUGCCAGUCCAGUGGUAAAGCCUUUGCUACUCACAGUAAUCUUUGCAAACAGGAAGGAAUGCACACUGACGAGAAACCAUAUCUUUGCAAGACCUGUGGUAAAGCUUUUGCUGCCCACAGUGAUCUGAGCAAACAUGAGAGUAGGAGAGAAAUCUUUUGUUUGUGAGACCUAUUGAAGGAAACAUUGUAACUUUUUAAUUUGUCUUUGCGUACCUGGACACGUUUGUUAACACAUAUUAUACGUUAUACAUUUUUUUGUAUUUUUAAAUUAUUGGAUUGUUUACAUUUAAAGGGGCACAUCGUCCUGAAGAGCACCAACAUGUAGGCCUAUAUGUUGUUUCUUACAAGUUCGCAGCAUGCAAAGCACUGGUGGAACAUGUGUGACUGGAAGCAAGACAAGGACCAAAACAGCUAGAUUAUUCUGAGCCAAUUUUGACUCGAGAAAUUCGUUCUCGCAAGAAUAACACAAAAAUUCCCAAAAUUUUAAAGGAUGAUUGUGGGGCAUUUAUAUUCUACUUCUAAAUGCUCUUUCCACUUAACAUUAUUUCGUUUAAAGCACGUUUUGAAACCUUUACAGGCACUUUACAGGACGUAGUGUGCCCUUAAGUGUUAAAUGUGUACAUUUGAAAUUUCUGUUUGGGUACCUGAAGGUAUUAAUACACUUACAUUAAGUUAAUAACAGUCUCAAGCAUCCUGUGAAAUCCUAGCACCUGGUGUGCUGUCAUUUUCAAUAAAAGUGGACUUCUGUGUCUACAUUAUUUCCAA